AUGAACAGGCGGAAUUUGGAAGAGCGAUCGGGACUUGUUGGCAGCAAGUCUCCGCCAACCGACGAAUGCCUGCUCCGUAGCAGCAGCACAGCAAGAAGAACAAAAUCAAGAAGCAGCAGCUGCUGCUGCUGCUGUCGGAGACGUAAAUCGUAUUGUCUCUCCUCCGCGUCAAGCUGGGGUUGCAGCAUCAAUGAUGAUAACAACCAUGACAAUACCAAUGCUGUUCGGACGGCGAAAAUCACGGCGGCAGCAGGAGGAGGAGAAAGGUUGAAUAAUGGCGGUGGCAGUGAGGUGAAUGAGUGGCCUAGGAUUUACAUUCCGCUUUCAAGAAAGGAAAAAGAAGAGGAUUUUCUAGCAAUGAAAGGGACCAAGCUUCCUCACAGACCCAAAAAAAGGCCCAAAACUAUUGAUAGAAUACUCCAGUAUUGUUUUCCUGGGAUGUGGCUUUCUGACCUGACCAGAGGUCGAUAUGAAGUUAGGGAGAAAAAGUGCCCCAGAAAGCAGAAGCGAAGGGGACUGAAAGGAAUGGAGAGCCUGGAAAGCGAUUCCGAAUGAAAAUUUUCUUUAAACAUCAAUGGAGAUGAUGAAUGCCAAGUCAAGAGUCUCCAACUUCAUCACAUUUUUGCCUCUGCUUGCCGAGCCAAUGUUGGAAUAGCUCAACAUACAUUCCUUGGCUGCUGGGAUUCCUCCCAUCAGCAGGCAGACAAUACCAGGAUUUGAUGGAUGCAGAAAAUGAUUUCCAACCAGAGAUUUCCACCCUGGACCUCGCCAAAUUCUUGUUCUUGAUGAUCACUUGUAUUGAUAUACUCUAUUCUACGGCCGAUUUUGCUACCUAACUCAUUUGGCCAGCUACCCUAUAACUACCAGAGCAAGGUCCCGGGGGGGAAUAUAAGCCAGCUAUUUCGGUUUUGUUGUCACCAUCAUCAAACACUCUUAAUUUGCUUCUGUACAAAUCAGCUGCCUUGCCUUAUUUCUUCUUAUCUUGGUUUCUAUGUACCCUUAGAAUUGGUUCUUUCUAUCUAAAGACUCUGCCCCAUUUUAUUGGUUCUUUCACAUUUUAAAACAAGAUUAACUUUCAUCUUUA
Messenger RNA from Coffea arabica (coffee), 1084 nucleotides. NCBI's taxonomy places the organism in Eukaryota, Viridiplantae, Streptophyta, Magnoliopsida, Gentianales, Rubiaceae. The record is from RefSeq and is a predicted model, not a curated record.